CUCAAGUAGUAAAACGACACAGUAUUACUAAAAUACUCCAGCUGAUAUGAAAACGUUUCUUCCUUCUGGACGUUUCGUUCUUCAUCGAACUUCUUCUUCUUCCUUCAUUCCUUGGGCAGUCUGGAUUGCAACUCUGUCAGCGAGGGAGGUCGGAAUCGCACAUCGCUACCUCGCCACCAGAUCGGCUUUAGAUUUCAUCGUCAAUUGUCUCCUGUCAAUGGGUUCUGUUUCCCUCUUUGGGUCUUUCUCAUAAUCGACUCCGUCGUCAACCGCUAGAAAGAUUCGCAAGUCGAAUAUGAGUUUGGCCAACUCGGAUAGAGGGUUCAAUUGAAGUCGUAGACCAAUAUGGGUUUCACCACAGACUCAACAGAAGAAUCUAAUCUCGUUGGGGAGAGCGACGGUGAGGGUGAUGCCGGAGACGACGAGGACGGUCAGGAUGUCGGAGUUGGUGAGAGCUUGACCAUGGUGAUCCCUUGGGAAUUUGAGGAGCUCGACGACUUUGGCAUGGACGGAAGUUUGUUUGCGAUGUGGGGUUUGAAUUGGAUAAUUUGCUUGGCAUUAAGGUUGGAGAGGGAUUGGCGACUGGUGAAACUGUGAAAGUUUGGGAUCUAGGGGAGAAUCACAAUUUUUCCAUACUUAUUUUUAGUUUUAUUCUUUUAUAGUUAAGAAAAUGAAGUGAAAAUUAUAAAAGUUAAUUUUUAUUUUUAUUUUUUAAUUGCCACAUCACCUUAUAUAACGGUCAACUAUCAAAGUUGACUGUCACGUCAGCUAAACUUAACGGAGACUAACGGAGAGUGACCAAAUUUGAACUGAAAAACUAAUUUUAGUGACCACGAAUUGAAUAAAAUACUUUUAAUGAC
This is a messenger RNA of Linum trigynum, 860 nucleotides long. The record is from the annotation of a GenBank genome assembly. Lineage: Eukaryota; Viridiplantae; Streptophyta; Magnoliopsida; Malpighiales; Linaceae.